UUCAAGCACAGCAAAAGUACCAGUAAAACCAUGGAUUCUUCACUGUUUCUAGCUGUCAGUGAUGGAAAAGUCGAUACUCUUCUUAAUCUUCUCCAAAUCGAUCCUCUAAUCCUGGAACGGGCAGCAACCAGUUCAACUGCUGACAGUCCACUGCACAUAUCCGCCAUGCUGGGACACCUUGGCGUCGUCAAGGAGCUCCUCAAACACAAAAGAGAUGUGCUUAGAUAUGUGAAAGAGUUGAACCAGUAUGGCUUCAGCUCCAUUCACAUGGCCUCUGCAAACGGGCAUGUGGAGGUGGUUAGAGAGCUUCUCCAAAUCAGCCGGGAGCUCUGCAGUCUCAAGGGGAAUGACGGGAUGACUGCCCUUCAUUGUGCGGCUGUCAAAGGAAGGGUGGAAGUGAUUAAUCUCAUCCUUCAAAGUUACCCGGACACCGUUACUGAUCUCACCGCAACACGCGAAACUGCUCUUCAUCUGGCUGUGAAAAAUAACCAGGUUGAAGCUCUUGAAAUGUUGAUCAAACUUGUGAAGGAUUACCACCUUGAUCUAGUGGAGAUAAUCAACUCCAUGGAUGAGGAAGGAAACACUGUCCUGCACCUUGCAGCUUCUAGAAAAAACCGCUCGGCAAUCGAGUUAUUGCUGAAUUGCAAUAACCCAACCCCUGGUGUUUUGGAAGUGAACGCGGUAAACAAGAGUGGGCUAACGCCACUGGAUGUUUUCUUACUAUGUUCAUGUGAAUCUAUGUAUUCGGACAUGGAAAGGCUUUUCAUGAAUUCAGGAGCAGAGAGAUCCUGCAACGUAGACAGCAAAUUCAGGAUUGCUGCUGCUGCUACUGCUCCCAAUCCAACCCCUACAACAACAGUACUUGCAGGGGACGUUAACGGUGGUGUACCGAAUCGGGAAGACAUUAUCAAUUGGGAGGAGUACUUCAAAUUCCAAAUGGAAAAAAGCGAUCCGGACAAAGUCAGAAGCGAUUUGUUGGUGGUUGCUGUGCUAAUGGCAACUGCGACUUACCAAGCAAUGCUCUCCCCUCCGGAUGCUAUGAAGGACAGAGAAAAUAAUAGGUAUGGAUAUAUAUUCCCGUAUUACGCCAUAUGUAAUACUAUAGGCUUUUAUAUGUCCUUGUACAUUAUCCUUAUCCUCACCAACAGUCAUCCAAUGUAUUGGGAAUUAUUUGCUGCUUCCCUUGCCAUGUUUGCUACCUAUGGUUGUGCACUAGGUUCCAUCACACCGCAAGGACACAAUGGGCGAGUCGCCCAAAUCGUGUGUUUUCUAGUUCCUUUUCUAAUAUCCUACGCGGUUCCGAACGUUAGGAAAUGGUACAAAAAGCGCAGGAGGGUUGGAUUGACUCAUCAGAGUGAUCAUGUCCAGAAUGCUUGAAUAUAUACAAGAUUGAUUGGAUCCGAAGGUUAAUUAAUUAGGAAUGUGUUUAAUUAGUAGCUAAGCACCAUAUAUGACUAUUGAUCCUUUUAUGUCUUCUUGAUUAUAAAUAAUGUAUUGAUCUGAUAGACUUUGUGUUUGUGUUUGAGUUUUUGUCUAGCAGUAUCAGUGUAUGGGGUUUUUUCUUGUUUGGUACAUUUAUCAGCGAAUGUAUUUGAUAGACCAUGUUAUGGAAGUGGUUAUGACAGCCAUUUGUUUUUGUUAAGGUUAUCAGACUCUAUAUAAAAAAUAUGAAUAAUUAUGAUUUAAUUAU
This is a messenger RNA of Rubroshorea leprosula, 1690 nucleotides long. The record is from the annotation of a GenBank genome assembly. NCBI's taxonomy places the organism in Eukaryota, Viridiplantae, Streptophyta, Magnoliopsida, Malvales, Dipterocarpaceae.